Molecule: messenger RNA, 978 nt
Organism: Opisthorchis viverrini
Lineage: Eukaryota; Metazoa; Platyhelminthes; Trematoda; Opisthorchiida; Opisthorchiidae
Exons: 2
Coding region: 1-978 (325 amino acids)
Source: RefSeq, a predicted model, not a curated record
AUGGAUGGCAGAGAUCCCAACUCGCCAAGUUUACCGGAACCAUGCUUAUUGGAUGAAGAGGGGACCGAUCCCGGAGGUAUUGCAAGACGGAAGGCCAAAUCCCUUACUCGUGUGGGAGAUCGCUCAAAUUCGGCGGCACCGAUCCGCCGACAACCGCACCCAUUUGCUUUACACGCACUUGGUUUCCGAGCGAACUUUGGUCGUCCAAACCGACUGCCUGAAUGGCCUCCGCCAGAUCCACCUCCUUUGACUCCGCUUAAUCCUGGGGGUGAGCGCAAUCUGACAGUAGGGAAUACGACACAGCUUGGGCCUCCACGACCUUGGUGGCGUCGAACAGUUCCAACACGCCCGAUCGGCCCAAUUAUACACGUGACAAUUGACACUGUUGAGGCGAUUAAUGCGAUUCCUGUUCGCUCCGUCGAUCGACCUGCACAAAUCGCUUGGACCAGCACGAGCGAGGAACAAGAGGUGGAACCACAGGUUGACAACCAUGCCCCCACGCCACUACUUGCUUCAUGGAAUGAGGUUGAGAGUGAGGCUGAUGGAGAUAGGAAUGCCGUUGUCAUAGCAACUGCAUCUGGUCCGAUAGAAUCCGCGGACACGAUGUUACAUCAUGCGAAUCGGACGGUACUUCAAAUAAAUCAGGACUUGCCGGGCACACAUUCAGAAGAGAACACUGUACAGACUCAGGACCCCGGUUACGAACAACCCGAGACAUUGUCCAUCGGAGUCGUUCCUACUGAGGACGUUGCCAUCUAUUCUCCCAACUCGGAGGAAAUACAGGAAGAAAGUACAUUUCAAAUAUUUUUUGUCGUUCUGGACUCAAACCCAACAAUUCACACAGAACUCGGGGCAAACGAUGAGGACAUAGUGAUGAGUCCGGCCAUGAUGAAUCAGAUUAUGCAACAUUUACAGUCAAAUUAUGGAGCCGAUUUGAGCGAACCUCACAGCGAUCGGGAAACGUCAAACGAGUUAUGA